Molecule: messenger RNA, 6412 nt
Organism: Cephus cinctus (wheat stem sawfly)
Lineage: Eukaryota; Metazoa; Arthropoda; Insecta; Hymenoptera; Cephidae
Product: prominin-like protein
Exons: 16
Coding region: 164-3043 (959 amino acids)
Biological process (GO): base-excision repair
Cellular component (GO): membrane
Molecular function (GO): DNA-(apurinic or apyrimidinic site) endonuclease activity; DNA N-glycosylase activity; zinc ion binding
Source: RefSeq, a predicted model, not a curated record
GGAUCAGCCGCGAAGCUGGGGAACGCUGGAAAAGGAAUGCACGAAGUAUAUGUUGUAAUCGUAAGAGUGGGGAUAGACAGUUCAGAUUCCAUCGUUCCGAACGGCCGAGCGUAGGAAACGUUGGACAGUCGCUGGCGGCGCGUCCCGGGCGCUAGUCGCUACGAUGUUUUCUUGGUGCGUUCGUUUCAAUGGCCUCCCAGGGCUCAUCCUUGGCGCGCUCGCGUUCAUCCUCAUCUUGUACCCGUCUAGGGUCCAGUGCAAGGAUGACUUUGCCUCGCGGAUGCUCGACAUUACGGAAGAUAUGGACGAACAACUCAAGGAGAUAAUGACCUCCCAGGUCGUGACGUACUCGACGAUCAACAAGACAGGACUACCCUACAACGCCACCACCAAAUUCAACCCCAAGGGCAUGGGACAGCUGUACAAUGUGACGAAUAUGUUCAUCGAUUUCGUGCAGAGCAGGCAGGCCUACCCCGAGGGUAUGAUAACGCUCGAGAACGGACAACCAAAGCUUGCAGAUCCGGUGAAGGAAUGGAAAAUCAUCAUAACUCACUAUGGAGGACUGGCAGGACUUGCGUUGGCAGGAUUACUCCUGGCAGCGAUAUUACCCUGCGUGGGAUUGUUCUUCUGCUGCUGUAGAUGCGCAGGACACUGCGGCGCCAGGAGUCAGCCCUUCGACAAGAAGCACGAUCACUGUAGAAAAAUAAUGCUCAGCGUAGUACUGAUAGGCGUCGCAACAAUCAUACUCUUUGGGGUUGUCUGCGCCUUUGUCACUAAUGAAUACAUGCAGGACGGCACGGAAAAUCUGUCAGAUAACGUUGAGAUCAGCUUGAAGGACGUGAAUCUGUAUCUAACCACCACCAAGAGAGAAUUGGACUCGCUGUUAAUCAACAAUUUCAACGAGCUCGAGAUUACCCUGAACAAUAUUCUACAAUCUAGUGGGAAGAUCGUAGCCGAGCAGUUAGCCAAGUAUUCGCAUGCUGUGUCACUCACGCAUCUCAAUGACCUGGUGGAGCAUCUUCAAGACAUUUGUCUCGACCUCAAGACAAUGAAUAACAUCACCCAGGAACUGAGGACCAACGCUACUCAAUUGGAUAUUGACGUUCGAAGUGUCAAGAAGGAUUUGCUUUACACGUUGUCUGCCUGCUCGACCCAUUAUUGUAAGCAGGUCUUGCAGGAGUACAAGGUCAAUCAUAUGUCGGUUGAGGUGGACUUUGAUAAGUACAUGGAUCGUUACUUCCCAAAGCUUCAGGCCCUACCGGACGUGACGGUCGCACUGCGCAAGAUCACCUCCCUCAUGGACAGCAAUAUCGUCUCUGAGGUCAGUCAGGGUAGAGACUCCUUCCUGAAGAUCCAGGAAGACAUCCAGCACGCCGUAAAUCAAACGAUUCCAGUCGUUAGUGCCAGCAUCAGAAGAACCGGUGACUCUUUGGCAAAGACUGCCAAUAAUCUGACCGCAAUUCUUGAUGGAAUUAGUGAUAAUAUUAAUAAGAUUUAUAUUCCUCAUCUUCGUAUGGCUGGGGAUCAGAUAAAGCAGUACUCACCUUACAGAUAUUACUUAGGCCUCGGAAUUUCCAGCAUCCUGCUUACAGUCCUAAUGUGCUUAACGUUCGGUCUCCUUUGUGGUAUUUGUGGUAAGCGGCCGGAUGGCUACGGGGAUGACUGUUGCAACAAAGGAUCUGGUGCUCGAUUUCUUAUGAUGGCCGUCUGGAUCAUCUUUCUCUUAACAAGUAUUUUAAUGAUCGUGACUGUGGCUCACAUGAUGACAGGCGUCGUCGUUCAGCGAGGCAUAUGCGAGCCACUGAAGAAUCCCAAUGAUAACAGAAUGUUCCAGCUGGUCGAUGAUUUCGUAGAGAUCAAGGAUAAGCUGUACCCAAAGAUCCCUGAAGCGGAAAUCAAUAUGAGCUAUAUCGUGACGAUGUGCCAUGCAAACGAGACACUGUACAAGGUUCUUAGACUAGACUAUCUCAUUAACCUGGACAAUUUGCAUGUCGGACGUUACGACAUGAUGGAAACGAUUCAGCACUUGCAGCACAAGAUAAAUCUUUCACCAGGAGUCGUAAUCCUGAGCAGCAGCGCAAUAUCGAAACUUAAAGACUUGGCCGAGAGCGGUCUGAGCGAUAUUAAGUUUUACCAAUACGCGGAACACCUUCAGAACAACAUCACCAACAUCAAUCUGAGACUAUUGGCUAAUAAGCUGAUGGAAGUCUCCGCCAAGGUUCCUGCAAGCCAGGCAAAUAUUCGCGACAGUCUGAUCAAGAAUGCCGCAGACCUAGAGCGCAUCCACAAGGAAUUGGUCGUGCCCAUGACCACACUUAGUGGCAAGCUGAUCGAUAUAGCCCUGGUGCUGGAGGAACACAUUAAGUUCAAUCACAGUUCCAUGGCCACGGCCAUUGACGUACUAGUUGAUGAAGUCAUCAGAGCUCAGUCAUUCCUCAAUGUCGAUGGACCGAAAUACGUGCAAUUGCUGGCCACCAGGUUCGGUCAGAUCUUCCUGCAGCAGGUUGAGAACUUCCUGGACCUCCUGACUGCCAAUGCUAUUAAGAGCGUGGGAAAGUGCGCUCCGGUAUCAAACGCCUACAACGCCACGCUCGUUGCUGGUUGCAACAGAAUUCUGGAUCCAUUUAACGGUUUUUGGGCGAGCGUCGGCUGGUGUUUGGUCCUAUUCAUACCGACUAUAAUACUCUGUGUUAAACUCAGUGCACUGUAUCAAAAAUCAGAUCCUUACCCGGGGCCUCUAGUCGAAGCUGAAUAUUUGUAUGACGCGUAUGCCGACAGGGAUAACAUACCCCUUGCUCAUGUUCACGAUAAGAAAAGCGUCGCAUACAGCAGACACCAUCCCAGUGCAUACGUAGAGAGUUACGAUGGACCAGCGAGUGGCUGUGCAGAACGAGAAAGAAUUUCCGAAGCACAUCAAGGCACAUCUGAUCACGAAUCAAGAUACGCCGAUCUUGCACCCAAUUUUGAUUUUGUUUUUUCAGAAACUGGGAUUUCGCAAAUCUCGGACCACCCAGGUAUCAACCACCCACAGUCUCUCCAUUGAGCACGGAAUACGAACGACCUCCUCCGUAUUAUUAUCCUGGGCCCGGGGACAGGAAUUAGGAAUCAUGUACCGUGGCAUGCACGAAAGCGGCUCUGAGCAGCGCCGCGACGCACAGCCUCACGCGCAGUUAUAAGAGGACGCUGAGGAAAAAUAACAGACCUGGAGGGAAACGGGAUUACGUAUAAAUGCGUUGACGAGUGUUCCCAGGCGUGCCACGGACAAUUGUGAACACCAUGAAUAACUAGAGACCAAGCUAAAUAUAGACUGUGCUAUAGGAGUGUGACGUAUUCGUCAGCGACGUGUUUCCUCGUCCAAGCAGGAGAAGAGCGCAUUAUUUUAUUUAGUAUUUAAAUCGACGAGGAUCAUGAACCGUCGCGAUCGAUCACGCCGACGGGGAAGCCAUCGCCGAGGGAUUGGGGUGUGAUUUUAAGGAUUAAGAAUCUACGAGGGACAAACCAUCUUUCGCAUUUUAACGAAAGACAGACGAACGGCGUUCGCGUUCACGGGCGCCAUUGUUUAUCGAAGAUUCUUGUUUUGUCACUUGAUGUUAAUCAUUUUUUCCGGAUCGAUCAGCAAUUACAAUUGUCUUGGCUAAGGUCCUAUGUCUUUUUCUACGUUCAUCUACGCCAUUUUAUUGUUUGCUUUCGUGUUCACGUUGUACAGUUUUUCCGGAAGGCAGCGUCUCUGUCUUCGUUUUUUCGUACGACGAGUGCACUUCUUUCUUUUUUUUUUUUUUGGGAGGUGCAAACUUUCAGUUUACCUUGUCGACGAAAAUUACGAGGAUUAUCCUCUGCGCGAACUAUGCUCGGUGUUUUUUGAGUACUUUGAGCGCAUGAGAUUUCUCCUCUGACUUCCGGUUCUUCCUUACAUCGUCGUUGGCAUUUAGUUCCUAGUUUAUAAAUGAAACUGCAAUUUACGUCUCUAUACGAAGGACCAGUAUUAUUCAAUUUCAUUUCAUCUGCCUUUUUUUUUUGUUCUUUGAUAUUGAACAGCAGCAUGACGAAUCAUCCGAAAAUUCGAGUAAUCGCUCUGCUCGCAUUUAGAUUAGCACUUUUUUGAAAGAAUUUUGUAUAUCGUCAAUUCGAAUGGCUCGUAAAAGUAUUUUUGAAAAGAUCAAUCCUCGAACUAUCCAGAGCUAUAAAUUUGAUCUGCUAAUUAAAGCAAUCACGUACAUUACCGACAAGCGUAUUUGCGAAAGUGCGUGAUGCGACAAUUAUUUCUUUUUUUAUUAUCUACAAAUCACUUUACUUUCGGCCAUGCGUGCUCAUGCAUUUGUUAUAAAAAAAGAAACGAGCCCUCAUAACGAAAGAACGUUGAUUUGUCGUGUCAUGAGAAUUCAAAGAAUAAACGCGCCGUGGUAUUAACCACCAAAAUUACGUGGAACAUUUUACAAAACAAAAAAAAACAUUGGACAACGCCAUAUUUAAAUGCCAAACAACUUCUUCGCGCGUUUCGUACGAAUCGUCAAAGAUGGCGUCUCCUUUUUUUUCUGUUCCAACUCUAACGAAUCGUACGUAUCGUCGCAGCAGCAGAGCCUCGCUCCUCGAAAACUUCGAGAAUACAAAUUUUAUUUCGAAUAUUCGUAUAUAGCACUGUUUGUUUGCCCGGCGAAUUUUUUUACUCUCAUCGUGCGAAUCCUUUUGCACGAGGAUCUGUUCAUUUUUGUACGGUCCUGGAUGGACCUUGCCAGUUUUCGAUGAACGAGGCUGUAUAUAUAAAUACUCUAUGUAUAUGGUUCGCAUAAGUAGCCUUUUUAUUACUAUUACCUUUAUCUGUAAUUUAUCGAUGUAAGUUAUAAAAUAUCAAAAAGCCCGUUUUUACAUCACGCAGAUCGAUCCUUUCGUCUAUAAUAAAUUAAGUCAGCUCCACGUGAUGUAAAAACGACUCGCUUAGCGGCGAUAUCAGGCGUCGUCUUCUUAUCGCGAUUAUCUACAGCGAUUCUAAAAAGAAUACUUUUUAUCAAGUUCAGGAAAAAAAUUAUUCCUGUGAACUUUUACGACUCGUCGGUCUGAACUUCCGGUUUGACGAAAAGGAAUCGCUGUGUUUAUAGCGACGAAGACGCGGAGGAACGGUUAUCGAGGAAUCGAUCAGUGCCGUUCGAAAUGAUCUGGCAAUUUCUCUCGUAGUGUGUACAGAAUUUUUGAAAUGACAAACGAACAAAGAAAUAAUAUUACAAAUAAAUGACGUUAUACAGUAGAGUUACGCCGCCCAUGCUGUCAGCCCAAGGCAUUUCUUAGCUCGUCAGCAAAUUGCCAAAAAUGAAUGAGUAAAUGAGAUGAAAACAAAAAGAAAUGAGAUAGAAAAGUUAUUUGAGGAAGCACAUGUUUUUCGCUGUACUGUUCGGACUUGACAUUUGUGGAUUGUAUUUGUAGCAUCUUUUUUUUUUGGACAGAGAGAAGGAGAGACAGAGUGAUUUAUCUGCAUUUGAUUGUACGUGAAUGACGAUGAGUGUAAUUUGAGCGAAUGUGAGAGAGACACGUGCGUUUGAAAAAUUAUUAGAGCGAAAGAGAAGGUGCGAAUGAGACAGUAAAAACAGAGAUGAAAAGAGUGACGGUAAUUCUGAAAAUUUUCACUAUAUAUUAUUAUACUGUAUUUACACUGUAAGAUUCGUAGUUAAACUCGAUUUGAUUCUAGUGUAUUAUCGACAUUUAAAACGGAUAUCGUAUGUACGUGUACGCGAUUGGGGAUAAGAGCAGUGUUUUUUAAAACUUAGAGGAAAGAAAGAAAAAAGAAUCACAGAGUGUAAUCACCAAUAGGUGUGAAUAUGUGGAUUCUCUUUUUAUGUGUAAAAAAAAGAUGUCACUGAGAGACUCACGAGAGUUGAUUGACCGUCACGAAGGUAAGAGUUGGCGCCAAAUUUGAAUUUCACUGGCGGUAAAUUAAAAAAAAAGAGAGCCGAGAAUCUCGCCAGUAGAAACAUUUAAAAUGUGAGAUAAACUUGUCGUGUGUGGCUAUGAGAGAUUGCAAGUUUUUUCACUUAAAACACUUUUGGUGCUAUUUUUAUAUACAAAACUGAGAACGGGACGAAGUCGAGAUUUUUGGUCUUUUUUUUUUUUAAUCAUCUCUUAUCGAUUACUUCUGAACUUCGCGACAAGAUACUCCUCGAAACGUGUGUGGUAGACAUAAAUAAAUGAAUUAAGGAUAAGCAAGAAAGAAAUCUUUUCGAAGCUCUCUUUGGCUGUAUUGGUAAAAAUUAGAAAUACUAAUUAGGCCGCGAAUUAAGUGGCAGUCAUUUUUUCCCCUUUCUUGCGUUACCGUGUAAAAUACAAGAGAAUACUGAAAAGUUGUUAUGUCGAAUUAUACGAAGUUAGAUUCUUUUAUAUGUACGACUCUUCUGUCUGUCUGCUCAAUAAUUCGGUGAUGUGGAUA